AAAUCUCAGCCAAAAUGCAAACCCAUGGUAUCUUUUUUCUUUGAAAAUUAAAGUAAAAAAAAAACAUAUUCAUGUCUUUUAAGUUUCAAUGGUCUAUUUAAAAGAAGGCAAAGGUUUUGGGCAAUUGUGCUCCUUAGAGCAUCGGUCUUUGUCCCACACAUUCUCUCUCCUCCAAUAUUCGUUGUUGAUUUCAAUGUAUUUUUUUGAAGUAUUUUGAGUGAUUAUAAAAGAAAAUGGGAAGGGCUCCUUGUUGUUCUAAAGUUGGGUUGCAUAGAGGUCCAUGGUCCCCUAGAGAAGAUAAAUUGCUUGUCAAUUACAUUCAAUCUCAUGGUGAAGGAAAAUGGAAAUCACUUCCUAAGAAAGCUGGGUUGCUUAGGUGUGGAAAGAGUUGUAGGCUUCGGUGGACGAACUAUUUAAGACCGGAUAUUAAGAGAGGUAACAUAACACCCGAGGAAGACGACCUUAUCAUCCGAUUACAUUCACUUCUCGGCAACCGAUGGUCACUCAUCGCCGGCAGACUUCCAGGUCGAACCGAUAACGAGAUAAAAAACUACUGGAACUGCCAUCUCAGUAAACGGCUUUUAAACCAAGGAACCGACCCCAACACCCACAAGAAACUAUCACAACAAGCCACGAACACGAGAAAGAACAUCAGUGACACAAGCAAAACAUUUUCCGAGAGACCCAAAAUUCAUCUCCCGAAACCCAUUAGGGUUACCAAAUCUUCUUUCCCAAGAAACCAAAGCUUCGAAUUGGACAACCACCAAUGCAAUGCGAACACCCAAGCAGGAGGAAACCCUUCGUCGGACUAUGCCUACGCCGCCGACCAUGGUGGUGAAAACAUGAGGGGGUUUCUGGCCGAUGACCUUGAUAUUCAAUUCGAGUGCGAGUCCACUGUGUUGGUAAGUGAAGAUGAUAGCUCAUCAUUAGAGAAGCUUUACGAAGAGUAUCUGCAGAUUCUGAACCAAAACGACGAUGACGAAAUGCAAUUGGAUACUUUUGCUCAAUCAUUAUUGAUCUGAUUUUAGACAAAGUGUGGGAGACAAAGAAAGAAACAGAGAAACACCGUACGUUGCUGUCUUAUGUCGUGCAUGUCAACCGGUUAAAGUUGGUUCAACUUUUGAAUCUUAAGCUUUCACGUGCCUACCUUUCUAUCAACUGUUCUAUAUAAAUUGAAAAAAUAAAUAAAAUUCCCACCGUCCACGUA
This is a messenger RNA of Gossypium raimondii (Peruvian cotton), 1207 nucleotides long. RefSeq names its product myb-related protein 308. The record is from RefSeq and is a predicted model, not a curated record. The transcript has 2 exons. Bases 234 to 1022 code for a protein of 262 amino acids. Lineage: Eukaryota; Viridiplantae; Streptophyta; Magnoliopsida; Malvales; Malvaceae.